AUGCUCCUUGACACAGGUGCAGCUCUUACUCUAGUGAGUGGCGACCUCUGGAGAAGAUGUCCAAGUUCUUCAGGCCGACCACUCCAGGAGGUAGAUGCAAGCCUACAGUCUGCAACAGGAGAAGAAUUGAAGAUUCUUGGGAUGGCUGAUGUACCAUUAGGCCUUGGAUCCUCGCAGUUUAGCCACCCAGUUGUGGUCGUUGAGAACCUAGCCCACGAGUGUCUACUGGGAAGUGACUUUCUUCAAGCUCAGGGUUGCAGUAUUGACUACAGAACUGCCACCCUUGAGGUGGCUGGGAAUGAGGUGCCCCUACGCAACCAACAGGGUGUCCUCAAGGUAUGCAGGGUGAUCAUGGGGAGGAAUACAAGAAUACCUGCAGGAACGGAGAUGAUCCUGGCCGGGAAACUGUCUAGGAGCAGGAAGGAAAGUCAUCUCACCCCAGGUCUGAUAGAAGCUCAAAAGGGCACUAUAGGCUUUACAACAGGGAGGUCCCUGGUGUCAUCCGACUAUGGGAAAAUGCCGGUGAGAGUGGCGAAUUUCACUGACAAGCCAAUUUUUAUCAGGGCCUGCAGGACAAUCGGUUGGUUCCAUCCAGUGGCAGAGGUUGGGUCAGCCGAGAGGAUUCUGUCCCCUGGGAUGGAUGGAUCCCCACCGGUAGAUAAGGAAGGGGUGCAAAAUCUGAAUAAUUGUUCUGCUGGUAAAACCAAGGUUGAGACUACACCGGAACAGCCAAGUACGCUGGAAGAUGAGGCCAGGUUAGGAGCCUUGCUAGAGAAGUUAGAGGUGACUGAGUUGGGCCUUUCAGGACAACAGACAGAGGCAGUGAUAGAUCUUGUCAGAAGGCAUCAAAAUGUAUUCUCAAUGGGUGACUUUGAUCUGGGACAGACACACAUAGCCGAACACACGAUCGACACUGAAGGAGCACAACCCAUCAAACAGCGCCCGAGGUGA
Lineus longissimus is the source of this 951-nucleotide messenger RNA. RefSeq lists its product as uncharacterized. Gene Ontology annotation, biological process: proteolysis. NCBI's taxonomy places the organism in Eukaryota, Metazoa, Nemertea, Pilidiophora, Heteronemertea, Lineidae. Bases 1 to 951 code for a protein of 316 amino acids. Gene Ontology annotation, molecular function: aspartic-type endopeptidase activity. The record is from RefSeq and is a predicted model, not a curated record. The transcript has a single exon.